Messenger RNA from Schistocerca cancellata (South American locust), 2937 nucleotides. RefSeq lists its product as uncharacterized. The record is from RefSeq and is a predicted model, not a curated record. Lineage: Eukaryota; Metazoa; Arthropoda; Insecta; Orthoptera; Acrididae. The transcript has 11 exons. Gene Ontology annotation, molecular function: protein binding. The coding region runs from base 51 to 1292 and encodes 413 amino acids. Gene Ontology annotation, biological process: cytoskeleton organization.
CGGUAGUUCAAACAUAUACAUCAAGCGUUGUUGUAGGUUUGUUGUGAACGAUGAGCAGGUUAACAGAAGAAAUGGUUGUUGCGAGAACAAAAACAUCAGAUAUAUCGUUAGUGCGCAAACUGAAUUGCUGGGGAAGCAAUCUAUGUGAUGUAAGCCUUCUUAGGCGCAUGCCAAAUGUUGAACUGCUUUCGUUAAGUUUCAAUCAGAUAUCCACCCUGAUAGAUAUGCAGUACUGCAAAAAUUUGGCAGAGUUAUUUAUAAGAAAAAAUCUGAUCUCGGAUAUCAACCAACUAUGCUAUCUUCAAGACUUACCGUGUUUAAGAACACUGUGGGUUGAUGACAAUCCUUGUACACAGUCUAAAGACUAUCGGUUAACUGUCCUGAGAGCUCUACCAAAUCUUAAAAGACUAGAUAACAUAGAAGUGAAGCCAGAAGAAGUCUCGGAAGCAAUGCAAAUGGGGAUGCCACUCAUUCACCCAGAGAAAGCUGUUGCUCCAUCUCCCAUGAUGUCUUCUGUGCCAAGACUGUCUCCAAGCCCUUCAGCUGAAGAAGGACCCAACCAAGAACUGGAUGAUCGUUACUAUGAACCCUAUGAAGAACCAGAAUUAAUGGAAAACAGGUGUCACAUGCGACAGGGAAAUACAAGAAUACAUAAUAACCAUGUAGAUGCUGAUGAACACUUGGAAACCCCAGUAUUGCGACAACAAUCUCCAAAAGCUGAAAUGUAUGAAAUGGAUCGUCAGAAUGCUAAUUAUGAAAAGAAUUCUUCCCGAUGUUCUAAUCAAAACAACAGGACAGCAAACCAGCCUGAUUGCUCUUCUUCAUCUGGAAGUGUAAAACUAGCACGCACACCAACUGAUUACACAAAUGAGGCAGAUUUACGGCCUGAGAUUUAUGAAAUUGAAUACAGGGAGACAAAUUAUACUCCCAGGCGGUAUCACGACAGUGGCAGUGAAGAAAGUUAUGAUCAUUAUGGAAGUCAUUACGAAGAAGUUUAUCACCAUCAGGGACAAAAUAUGGAGCUAUCACAUAGAAAUAUUGCUUCCCAUGGACAAGUUAACUCAUACAAUCCAGCCAGCACAUCAUUUUAUAAAAAAACUAGUUCUUCUGAAGAAAAGUUCAGGUGCCCUUCUGAGCGGUCUAUGUCAUAUGUAUCAAAGCAGCGGAAGUCUGGUCACAUGAAUACAAAUGUGCUUUCCGCUGUCCUGCUGCUCAUAAAGGAACUUGAUUAUGCCAGCUUAGAAGUCUUGGAAAAUGCUGUAAGAUCACGAUUAAAUGAAUUUGAGAACUGACUCCAGAAAAACUGUGUCUUUGUGUCUGUUGUAAACUGGUAUGUGGAGUAUGGAAAGAUAUCACUCACUCAAAAUGAGGCAGUCAGAGCUGGCUAUAAUGUACAAAAAUAUGAGAGACAAUACAUAUACAUCACUUUAUUAAGUGUGACCUCUUAGGAAAUUUUAGUUGCAAGCACAAAUGGCUCUUAGUUGCUUCUUACUGCUAAUACAUUUAAAACAAUCAGUGGACUCUUUCCAUAUUCUUUGCGUUCAUUGUUCAAAAAUUUUGUUUUCUGUAAUCAUGUGUUAUUUUUUAUUUUAAAAUGUCGUAGUUACUGUUACCAUUGUUAACAUGCUGACAGUUAGCAGUGCUGUUUUUCAUUCUGUGUUAAAACUCGGGCUGCUGUAAUUGAUACUCAUAUUUAUUGACAGUUGUCACAAUUUUUUGUUGUUGUUAAUAUUCCCACUACUGUAACUUGUAGUGAUAUAUUAGAAAUAAUUUUUAACAGUAACAGUGCUACUUAUCUGUGUUUAUGAAUCUUUGGAAGAAAAUAUUUUAUUUUGACUGAAGUAAAUGUAAUGAAAUUUUGAGUUGAAACAGAUGUUGGUAGCUAUUUAUCAUGUUUGUGCACGUCAGCGCUUUAUAAAGUUUUUUUCUAAACUUUUUGUGUUAUGUUGGUAAGUUCAUCUUCUCUGUGGCGACUAGAUAUUUUUUUAUCUACUAGCCAUCAUGAAUAUAUAAACAAGAAAACACAAUUGAAAGCAUUAAAAUUUGUCAGCUGUACUGACUUGAUAACAAGGAUAAGAGCUAUUUAGUAGUUCUCUCAUUAUUGGUAAAUAAGUCACUGGUUGAUGAAUAAUACAUGUAUCUAUACUGUUUUGAGUUUAAUCUGCAACAAGCACUUUUUGUGUAAAUCAGUUGUGUGAUUUUAAUUUUGUGAAGAUGGGAAAUAUGAAAUGUUCUGUUCAAAGUGAUGAAAAUACUUUAAACAGCCUUUGGUUAAAAGAUAUGUUUUCAUAAAAUAUAACAAGGACACAAUUUUAAGUGUUAUUAAAUAGAAACAUUUUCAAUAUUUGUAGAUUGUGUGCUGGCACUGGAUUUCUCCUUUCCGCUUCUUAAUUCCCAUCUUUAUUCGCAAUAUGCAUUGAAUGAUGCUUUUCAUACAUUUGUUACAAGUAUUUACUUUAUAUGAUAAAACAUUAAUCCCAAACUUCUGUUCUGGUAAAGAUAUUUCACUUGUAAUGACUGGUUACAUUGUUGGUGCUUGCUGUUUGCCACGUGAUCCACAUACCUGGCCAUGGCCAGUGUAGUUUCCCCUGUCCUAUUUAAUCAUAUCAUUAGUCAACUUGUCAUAACUCUGUUACUAGAAUCUGAGACUCAACAUACACUUUACCUAGGUUAUGCAAGAGAUUGUGCUGGUUUAGAAUGGAAGAAAGUCUUAAUUCUUUAUUACCCAGCCUCACAAUGUUGAUACUAGAGGAGCAAAUAAAUAAGUCUUCAGUGUCUCCCAGAUAAUUUACAGCUUUUAAUAUUAGGAACUGCGUCUGUUGUAUUAUUUUUCUGGAAGGAAUUUAUAUGUGAGGAGCAAAAUAGCCACUAAUAAAUGAAAAAACUUUGUUUUGAUUUUAAAACUCAAAACAGAUAGAAUAAUCAGAAUUUCAAAAA